Protopolystoma xenopodis is the source of this 420-nucleotide messenger RNA. The record is from the annotation of a GenBank genome assembly. NCBI's taxonomy places the organism in Eukaryota, Metazoa, Platyhelminthes, Monogenea, Polystomatidea, Polystomatidae.
GGAUCGGGAUCAGAGAAUCGUAGAAUUGGUUUGAUCGAGGGCAAGAUUCAGCCACUCUUGACGUCUGUUGCACUGUAUCUGCUCGUCCCCACGGCCCGUCCGCCCGAACACUUGAUUAUUGCUGAUGCCCACAUCAUACCGCCCGUACAGCUAUACAGCCGUACAGCCGUACAGCCGUAUAACCAGUUCAGACAUUCGAGUUGGAAGUCUGCAGACGUCGAGUCAGUCGACCGUGACCGAGUUAAUACUCACGACCCCAUAUCGGCCAGAGUGAAAGCCUCCUCGCCGCGACAGCCUUGUUGUCUGUCCUCCUCCGACAGACGUCCCACACACACAGACACACUCGGACAGAUUCUGUUCAGGCAGACGGCGGAGAUCAUCGCCAUAAAAGUGAUUUUUCUCGCCAACGAAUACAAGUGA